AUGGCAAUGUCAGAACUCCCCCCAUUAAUAAUUAUGGAUAUUUUCUCCAGACUUCCCAUCACAACCAUCCUUCAAUGUAAGAGUGUUUGUAAGACCUGGUUCAAUAUAAUCUCUGACCCGUAUUUCACUAAGUUGCACCAUGCAAGAGCACCUGUCAGCCUUAUUUUACGGGCCUCUGGUAACUUUUUUAGCAGAUGGUAUGUGCUUGCACUUGAAGGCUGGGACAAACAUGAUUCUUUUGUUCCACUAAAGCAGCUGCCACGAGAGAUUAGCCAUCUGGGUGAAGCACUGCAAUUUGAAACCUGGUGCAAUGGCUUGCUAUGCAUCAGCGCAUACUGCCCCAAAAAUUCAGUUACUAAUUACGUGCUAAAUGUAAUUACAGGAGAGUACAUGAGCCUUCCAAAACCAGGACCCAAAAGUGAUGGUUUCAAAAGAACAAUACGUGGGUUUGGUUUCAGCCAAGCCACUAAGCGAUACAAGGUGAUUCAAGAAAUUUAUGAAGAUAGGAAGCCUUUGGCGACGCACCAACAUCAUCAUACAUCUCAUUCUCAACUUGAGUUGGUUCAGCCUUAUAACAACUCCACAUUUAUAUGUCAUUUUGACAUUGAGAAUGAGCAACUUAAACCAUUCCCGGGACCCCCAGUUCAAGACUUUUCACAAGUCGAGAAAAUGAAUUUGGGAGUAUCAGGAGGUUUCCUCUACUUAAGUGAGAACCUUCUGACUUCUUGUUCUGUUGAAAUUUGGGUUAUGAAGGAUUAUGGCAUCAAGAAAUCUUGGACUAAAGAGUUUGUUAUCCCUGAUACGCAAUGUCUUUAUGCCUACAAUGCUAGAGGAUAUAAUGAGCACCAACUUGAGGUUCGUGGUAUUUCAACGUCCUACAGUAUGUAUCCUUUCGUACCCAGCCUUGUUUCGCUCAAGGAAGCUGUGAUUGGGGAAAGUUCACAGAGAUUAGAUGAAGCUACCAAGAUCAGUAGCAAGAGCAAGGUAGAAGCUAGCAACAGAAAGGGUCAUAGCAGUGUUCACAGAGCAGUUGAACCUAUAUCAGAGCAUAAACGACAAAGAAGCAUAAGUGAAGUACAAUGA
Messenger RNA from Quercus lobata, 1083 nucleotides. Its product is annotated as putative F-box protein At3g16210. Bases 1 to 1083 code for a protein of 360 amino acids. Lineage: Eukaryota; Viridiplantae; Streptophyta; Magnoliopsida; Fagales; Fagaceae. The record is from RefSeq and is a predicted model, not a curated record. The transcript has 4 exons. Gene Ontology annotation, molecular function: protein binding.